Hirundo rustica (Barn swallow) is the source of this 618-nucleotide messenger RNA. RefSeq names its product claudin-8-like. Bases 1 to 618 code for a protein of 205 amino acids. Gene Ontology annotation, cellular component: plasma membrane; bicellular tight junction. The record is from RefSeq and is a predicted model, not a curated record. The transcript has a single exon. Gene Ontology annotation, biological process: cell adhesion; bicellular tight junction assembly. Gene Ontology annotation, molecular function: structural molecule activity. NCBI's taxonomy places the organism in Eukaryota, Metazoa, Chordata, Aves, Passeriformes, Hirundinidae.
AUGGCCUGCUGCGUGCUCCAGAUCACCGGGCUGAUCUUCGGCGGCGUGGGCAUGGUGGGCACCUUGGCGGCCACGGCCAUGCCCCAGUGGAGGGUCUCUGCCUACGUGGACGGCAACAUCGUGGUGUUCGAGACCGUCUGGGAGGGGCUGUGGAUGGACUGCGUCAGCCAGCUGGGCCUCAGGCUGCAGUGCAAGUUCUACGACUCCGUGCUGGCGCUGCCGCCGCCGCUGGAGGCCUUCCGGGCCCUCAUGUGCGCGGCCGUGGUGCUGGCCGUCCUCGCCUUCCUCGCAGCCGUCGCAGGGGUCGCGUAUGGCCAGCAGGGCCCCCGGGUCGCCGGCACCUGCGUCCUGGCAGCCGGAGUUGCCUUCCUGCUCGCGGGCAUCCUGGUGCUGAUCCCGGUGUCCUGGACUGGGGCCGGCAUUGUGCAGGACUUCUACGACCCCGCGGUGCCCGCACCGCUGAAGCGGGAGCUGGGAGCCGCCCUGUACGUGGGCUGGGGCAGCGGUGCCCUGCUGCUGGCUGCGGGAGCCCUGUUCUGCCACUCCUGGCAUGGGGCUGGGGCGGCCGCCAGUCCUGGGUAUCCCUGGCCGGCCCCGGGUGUCCGUGCCUACGUGUAG